Molecule: messenger RNA, 892 nt
Organism: Vigna umbellata (rice bean)
Lineage: Eukaryota; Viridiplantae; Streptophyta; Magnoliopsida; Fabales; Fabaceae
Gene: PFD5
Product: prefoldin 5
Biological process (GO): RNA polymerase III assembly; RNA polymerase I assembly; protein folding
Cellular component (GO): cytoplasm; prefoldin complex
Source: RefSeq, a predicted model, not a curated record
GAGGUUUUGUAGGUGUGGGUUGAGUUGAGGUGUUGCAAAUUGCCAUCGAAAUCAAAUCGAAUUGAAGGAGUUGCGUUCGAGAGAGAGUUGAAUGGGUUCUUGGAAGAGUGGUUCGAUGGGUUUGGAGAGGAUGAGCGUGGAGCAGUUAAAGGCGGUGAAAGAACAGAGCGAUCUGGAAGUGAAUCUUCUGCAAGACAGUCUCAACAACAUUCGCAGCGCCACCACUCGCCUCGAGAUCGCUUCCUCCGCCCUCAACGACCUUGCCAUCCGCCCUCCUGCCAGCCAAAUCCUCGUCCCCCUCACCGCCUCCCUCUACGUCCCAGCCACUCUCCACGACUCCACCCACGUUUUGAUCGACGUCGGCACCGGAUACUUCAUCGAGAAAACUAUGGAUGAAGGAAAAGAUUACUGCGAGCGAAAAAUCAACCUGCUCAAAUCAAAUUUUGAACAACUUGUUGAGGUUGCAUCCAAAAAGAAAAACGUGGCAGAUGAAGCUGGAGUUAUUUUACAAGCUAAAAUGAAGCAAUUAGCGUCUUCAUCCUAAAAGAACUUGUAUAAUUCUCUUGCUUCUUCCAAUGCAGUGUACCAUAGAAAAUCAGCAGAGAUGUUAUAUGUUAUUUAAACCUUUUAUUUUGUUUGGAAGUGUUUAGAAAAUGGAGUCAAUCAAUGACAAUUAAAAUCUAAAGGGUGUUUAGGAAUUUAACAGUGGUGUUUCAAUUGCAUAAAUUCUAUUUGAGCAGGUUGUUGCAGUUCGUGUUCAUUGUUGGCCUUUAAACUGUGUUCACACAAGCUGUUCACUAUUGCACCAGUGUGGGGUAAAGAGAAGGGUUUCCUUGAGAAAUGUUGUGUUCUUCUGGGAAAAAGAGAUUGUUAAAGAUGAACAGAUUGUUUU